UGACACCAUGCGUUGAUGACAUCACGAAGUACCCCUUCUUUGUGUGUCAGUGAUGUCACCAAGUGCGGUGUGGGGGACAAUGGAAUCCUGAACUCCAGGCGAGGGCGAGUGGGAAGCGGCUGCUUCUGGUUCAAGGCUAGCCGAGGGAGGGAAGACACAGCUGCUGCUUUAGGGCUGAAACAGGUUGGGGUGUGUGGUGGGGGGAUCGCUAUGUCGGAUGACGAUUCAAGGGCCAGCACCAGCUCCUCCUCAUCUUCAUCCUCCAACCAACAGACAGAGAAAGAGACAAGCACGCCUAAGAAGAAGGAAAGCAAAGUCAGCAUGAGUAAAAACUCUAAGCUGCUAUCUACCAGUGCCAAGAGGAUUCAGAAGGAAUUGGCUGACAUCACCUUAGAUCCACCUCCCAACUGCAGUGCUGGCCCCAAAGGUGAUAACAUCUACGAAUGGAGAUCAACCAUUCUAGGACCUCCAGGUUCCGUCUAUGAGGGAGGUGUUUUCUUCCUUGACAUCACAUUUACACCAGAAUAUCCUUUCAAGCCUCCAAAGGUAACGUUUCGGACAAGAAUCUACCACUGUAACAUUAACAGCCAAGGUGUCAUCUGCCUGGACAUUUUAAAAGACAACUGGAGUCCAGCAUUAACCAUUUCUAAAGUUCUCCUCUCCAUCUGCUCCCUCCUCACAGACUGCAACCCGGCUGACCCCCUGGUUGGAAGCAUUGCCACUCAGUAUAUGACUAACAGAGCAGAGCAUGACAGAAUGGCCAGACAGUGGACCAAAAGAUAUGCUACAUAAAUUGAUUUCCCCACUCCCCUUUUUUUUUGUCAACCUCUUAUUUGUCUGUGAUGGAAAGAGCUGCUUAUGAUUUUGAAGGUGUGGGGGGAGGGAGGGUGUGCUGUUAAAGAGUAGGGUAUUUCUAUAACAGAUUUUAUUCAGUCUUUUGUUUCCUGAGGUUUUGUUGUUGUAACUUAAGGUAUCUUGCUACAGUAGACAGCUAGGAUUGGGAGUAGCCUCCUUUGAGACUGUAAUUAGUUCAGCAAUAUUAGCUCACGUGUAGAACCGAGAAGAAUGUAAACUCUUAGACUUCUUUGGUUUUCAGUUUGCUUGCAACAUGUAAAAGGUUAAAACAGCUUAAUUUUGUACAGGUGCAUAUGUUGACAUUGAUGUAAAAGUCAGUUGAAGACUCUACACAGUUUUUGCUUUCUGUUCUUCCUUGGAUUCCUCUCUUCUUCUUUCUUUUUUCUCUUCUUGUUUUGUAAAGAGCGGUUUGGAUUCGCUAUCCCCUCUGGAGGGCACAGUGCUACUUAACAAACACUCUGUAAAGACUGUCAUCUCAUCACCUCUGAUGUGGAGAGGGAGAUAUGUGUGGCCUCAUAUCUGAAAUGAGAAGUAGUUAAUGUAUUAUUUGAUAAGCCAGUCUAUGUAUGUGAAAAGAAGGAAGGGUUUAAUCAGGACUAUCUGGGAAGCUGUAGUGAAAUACCUUAAGCUGUUCAACUGUAAGGCGUGGGAUGGGAGUCACUCAGUCGAUUGGAUGUAUGUUAUGGGCUACUUAAGUCUGCAUUUGUUACUGUGCUAAUAAAAAGAUGUUUAAAAAAAAGAGAAGAAGAAAA
Molecule: messenger RNA, 1607 nt
Organism: Pogoniulus pusillus (Red-fronted tinkerbird)
Lineage: Eukaryota; Metazoa; Chordata; Aves; Piciformes; Lybiidae
Gene: UBE2E1
Product: ubiquitin conjugating enzyme E2 E1
Biological process (GO): ISG15-protein conjugation; protein K48-linked ubiquitination
Cellular component (GO): nucleus
Molecular function (GO): ubiquitin conjugating enzyme activity; ISG15 transferase activity
Source: RefSeq, a predicted model, not a curated record